GCUAAGCAUUUCCGGCGGAAGUGGUAAUAUUCUUCCGUGUCGCGGCAAUUUUGAAUUUCAGAGCUGCGGGGCAGCUUGUUGCUAUUAUUCUUGGUCGUUCUCUCACUUACAUGCAUGAUAUUGUAAUAACAUGGCAGCCGAGUGUCGGAGUUUAAUGGAGAGGAUCUGUGCAAGGGGCGGCUGGAGCGGAAAGGCGGCGGACGGGCAGCAAGCUAAAAAGUUUCUUAGUAACUCCCAUGUACGAGAUGUGAUGAGCCCAGACCUUGAUGGUGCUGAUAGUCCAUUGCUGCGGCCCUGUGCUGAGAAAUUGGACCUCUCAAGCUCGGACACAGAAAGUGAUGGCAAACAGGAAGAAGCUUCAAAGUUUGAGCUGAAGAAGAAUAAAGAAACAAAUCGUAACAACAAAACUGGAAACUUUAAUACUAUCCAAGAGAAGCCAAGAUCUGCUGUGGUGAUAUCAGAUUCCAGUGAUGAAGACUUUGAAAAUUUUUUAAUAGCACUGAAAACACCCAAACAUGUGGAAAAAAAGGGCAAAAGCAACAGCAGUAUUAAAGCUUUUAUUGUCGAUUCAGAUGAAGAUGAGUUUGAUUCUGUUUUUUCAAAAAACAAAACUGGAUCAAGAAGCCGGAAUGGGCUAGCAAAUUCUACUGUGGAUAAAGUGCCCCCUGCUGCAGACAGAGACUUGGUGUCUCCCCAAACCUUUGUGUCUCCAGUGUUUAUAAGUGACAGUGAUGAUGAUGAUUCCAUUGUUAUAAAAAGCACAUGGCAUACCAGGAACAAAGAAAAAAAAGAUGCAAAGUUGGGUAAUGGGAGUAAAUUAAAGACUGGGCGCAAUGAGAAGCCGUCACAUGAUUCAAAUAUCAAAGGGAUGCAAAGAAGAGAGCAAGAAGUCUCACGGGACCCUCAUUUCUAUACCUCAGAAAGCUCUGAUGAGGAAUUUGAAAGCCUUUUAGAGAGAAUUAAAAAUCGAACUAAGGACCAGACGCCGUCUUCAACUGCAAUUAAAUCCAGUCGGCCACAGACUUCUGUAACAGAGCCAAUUAAAGUUCCUUGCCUUGAUUUAACGAACAGAAAGGAGAAUGGCUUGGGGCGAAAACCAAAAUCACUAAGCAAAGUGCCCCCCAGUCCACAUAUCUCUUCUGACAGAAUUCUAAAAGAAGUCCCCGAUUCCUGUGAAAGACCCCGUUCAGACAGUGUGAAACUCCCAUGUAAAGUGCCAGAUUGUUUUCUACAAGAUCUUUCUUAUCCUAAGUCUCUCUAUGUGAAGAAUUUCAAGCAGAAAAAAGAGGAGCUGACAAGUAGGCUAUACAGCCUUUAUAAUCGGACUGUUUUUGAUCAGAAGCUUCCAGAAAAUAUGGAAAUCACAUGGAAUAAAAAGAUGCGAAAAACAGCUGGUUACUGUGUAACGGGGCAAAAGCGCCUUCCUAUGCUGCAGCGGUACGCAAGGAUUGAGCUGUCUGAGAAAGUGUGUGAUUCUGCAGAUCGGCUAAGAGAUACAUUAAUCCACGAGAUCUGCCAUGCAGCAACUUGGCUGAUAAACGGAGUAAGAGAUGGCCAUGGUCAGUUCUGGAGGUUUUAUGCCAAAAAAGCCACAGUUGUCCACCCGGAGCUGCCAAUGGUCACACGAUGCCACACAUAUGAGAUAAAUUACAAGUACACAUAUGAGUGCUCGCGAUGCAAGAACACAAUUGGCCGCCACUCCAAGUCUCUGGACACAGAAAAGUUUGUUUGUGCCCUCUGUAAAGGAAAACUGGUUUUGUUAUCAUCAACUCGAAAAGAUGGAUCUCCAGCUGGUGGCCAGCUUACGCCGUUUGCAAAAUACGUCAAGGAAAAUUAUGGCUCUACAAAGAAAGUGAUGACUGGAAUGAGCCACGCGGAAGUCAUGCGAAAACUCAGUGCUGAUUUUUCAUCAAAGACUAAAAUUAGUAGUUGACCCAAAAAGCAUCAUUUUACCCCAAAAUGUGACCUGCAACACUAAUAUGUAGCAUUCAUCAUUAUCCAUCUGUAAUGAACUGUGAAUGGAGAACGCUAUUUAGUGGACUUCUAAAGACCAUUGGACAGUUGUUCUGGGGUGUAUGUUUACAGAAACAAUUUUUACGCCCAGAUCCUGGUUCCUCAUAUGGGGAAAUGGUGGAAAUGGUAGUUUAGUGUGGGGAGGUUCCCCUGCAGUUAUUUUACCUUUGUACAAUAUUUUGGGCCUAAAUGUAUGAUGGCGCAACAAACGCAGGGAAAUCUGACAGUAUCAAAUUGCCCUGUCAUCCCAAUUAUUUCUAUCUUGUCUACACCUUGUGGAGGGGUGCCAGCCCCCCUCACCGAGCGCCAGGCUGUGCCAGGCAAAAUAAAAGCAUUUGGAAGUUAAAGAAUCCCUUAGGUAAGUUGGACACUGAAUGGGAAGUACCUCACUAAAGCAACUUAAUGAUGCACCGUACUGUAAUUGGCACUUGCCAUUUGUUUGAUGUCUAUGUCUGUUCUCUGGCAGCUUUAAAGUUAUUUCUUUUUUUGUGAUGUUUGUCGUCAAAAUAAAGAGUAUUAAUUGUUUUCAAUAUA
Messenger RNA from Xenopus tropicalis (tropical clawed frog), 2547 nucleotides. RefSeq names its product germ cell nuclear acidic peptidase (gene gcna). The transcript has 12 exons. The coding region runs from base 131 to 1933 and encodes 600 amino acids. Gene Ontology annotation, biological process: DNA damage response. The record is from RefSeq and is a predicted model, not a curated record. Lineage: Eukaryota; Metazoa; Chordata; Amphibia; Anura; Pipidae.